AGUGACUACAAAGCUUAUGGUCUAAUCUAUCUGACAGAUGAAGUUCCUGAUCGCUGCAACGCUCUUGGUGCUCGGGCUGGGUAGAGCCUCAUCGGCCCUGGUGGAUGAGUCAGAGUCCGCUACGGCUGCCGUGAAGAUCCUCGGCGGAUACGCGACCAGGACCCGCUUCAGCGUGCUCUCGUCUACGACCUUCAAGACCUGCAUCACGCAAGUGGGACAGAAUGCCCAGUGCCAAGGACGCAGGAAGAGGGAGGCCAAAGCCGUGAACGAGAACCUCAUGGCCGCCGAGAACGUGCGCGAAGUCCUCCUGGAUUCCUCCCACGACGACCAGGCUGUGUCCGUCAGCGCCCCAGAGCAGAAGGAAGUCGGCAAGCUGUUCGUCUCCCUGACUACCUUCACCACCCUGACCACGACGACUUUCUUCGAGAACACCGCCACCACCGUGUCCGUGUCCUUCCACUGCAUUCCUCCCAACGGCCUCAACUACGAGUUCUGUUAGGCAUCGACGAGUUCUUGAAAUGAGCUAGACCUGUUCCUGCCGCGAGCAAGAGAGACUAGCGCCAUUCAUUUGUAAAUGUGCUGUAUAUAAGAAGGUCCUUAAGCAAGUAUAGCUGUAAAUAAAUAUUUUUUUUUAAAUUCAAA
Molecule: messenger RNA, 642 nt
Organism: Penaeus chinensis
Lineage: Eukaryota; Metazoa; Arthropoda; Malacostraca; Decapoda; Penaeidae
Exons: 3
Coding region: 38-499 (153 amino acids)
Source: RefSeq, a predicted model, not a curated record